This is a messenger RNA of Cornus florida, 3140 nucleotides long. RefSeq lists its product as uncharacterized. Bases 55 to 663 code for a protein of 202 amino acids. NCBI's taxonomy places the organism in Eukaryota, Viridiplantae, Streptophyta, Magnoliopsida, Cornales, Cornaceae. The transcript is spliced from 2 exons. The record is from RefSeq and is a predicted model, not a curated record.
UCUUAAUAAUAGGUGAAAUAAAAAACAGCCAUUUGCGCCAAAGCACAGGAAGAAAUGGACGCUUCUUCUUCUUCUUCUUCUUCAAAGCAACAGCACCAGCAGAAAUCACGCAGUUUACUCCUACUCUCUUCCCCAUUUAUUCACACCCCAUUCCCUCCCCAAUUAUUCACGCAGUCCUCUCACUCUAAACCCAACCUCCAAUCCAAUGUAAACAUUGUUCGUCAUCUCCAUAGCUCUAUCGUAUCCACUGCUGAGAAUUGCCUCACAUUCUUAGACACAUUCGCUUCCCCAAAUCCACUUCUCGACAAAAUCUUCCAUUUCUUCUCCUCCCAUUUCCACAAUUUCUCCCAGGAUGGUGCUGUGGAGUCGUGGACCAAUCUGUUUGGUCUUGAUUUUGAUAGAGAAGGUUCUGUGAAAGUUAUUGGCUGGAAGAGGAAUGGUGAAGUUCUUUUGACUAAAGAUGAGGAGAUGGUUUCAGUUGACAUUAAGACUCAAGAGUUCAAGAAUGUUGGGAUGCGUGGAUAUGAUGAGGCAUUUUGUGUCAAUGUUUACACAGAGAGCUUAGUGCUAAUUGACAAAGUACAUGGAGGCUUCGGUGAGCAAGCACGCUCUUCUCUGUUGCAGGCACCAAGAGCAGAGUUGGAGGAACCAAGAAAAUUAUAAGAACCAAGAAACAAUAGAAAGAGCAGGCAAGAUAUAUAUAUAUAUAUAUAUAUGUACCCCACUUUUUUUUAAUCCUAUUAGUAGUCCUUCCUGCAUGACAUGUAUAUGAAUGUCAAAUGCUAGUUUAAUGACAUAUCUGUGUGGUCAUGGUCAAUAUAAAGUUUGUGGUCAUGUAUCUCUACUAGUAAAGAGUAGUAGGUUUUAGGUGUCUUACUAGGUGGAGUAUUAGCUAAAGUUUCAAUGUUGAUUUUGUUGUUACCUCAGUUGCUUUCACUACUUGGACAGGGAUGCAAUUAACACUUUAGAGUGAUGAUGUACUUAGCUCCACUAAUGGUUCAUUUGUGACUGAUUUUCAUUUCGUAUGAGACUUGACCUGGAUUAUAUUCUCUUCUUACCUGGAAUGAUUUUUAUAUGAUAGAAUUGGUAGCAUGGAGGGAGAAAGCCAGUUUGUUUGUUCAAUAGCUUCUACAUGCCUUGUUGAAAAUGUAUUUUGUUCAUACUCCCUUUUAUUUUAUUUUCUUUUAAUGCCAUUUUCUGCCAUGAAUUUGUUGUUGUGUGCGCUAAAUCAUUGCAGAUAACAUUUGACUCUUAUAUUCUUUGUGUGGACUUGCAUUGCACUUUAACUUUGAUGCGUUUAUCAGAAUCAGAAAAUAAAAGUCUAUUUUACUAUAAUGUUUGGCCUCAUUCUAAAAUCAAUAAUCAAGAUCACAACAAGGUGUGAUUUAUAUUUUCAUAUGGGUUAUGUAGUAACUCAGGCCAGAACACCUCCUUAUUGUUUGAUUCUUGGCUUUCACGUGGCGCUAUUGUUCUUUCAGAGGGUCAUAGAGUUUUCAACUUAGGUAUUCCUAAAGAUGCUCAAGUUGGCUGACAUUAUAUCUGAUAGAGGGUGGGAAUGGCCUGAAUUGCAUGCGAGAUAAUAUUUGGGAUAUUGGUUCUUUGGUUGCUCAAACUCUCUGUACCUUCUAGGAUAGGGAAUAAUGAUGUUGUUUGGUCCAGCUCCAAUAAGCCCUUCUCAGUUAAGGAUGCUUAUGAAGAUGUCAGACUCAACCAUAACUUGUGGGGCUGUUUGAUUUAAGGGAGGUGUUCCAAAGCACUGUUUCAUCCUCUGGCUUGCUGCUAAGGAUACACUAAGCACUAUGAACAAGCUCCUUCAAUGAUGUAUGUCUCAAUCAGACCGAUAUAUCCUUUGCAGAAGGAAUGUUGAAAGUGUUCAUAAUCUAUUCUUUAUAAGUCAGUAUGCCUUGAUCUAAGAGUCUGUUGCUAUUGCUGUUCGAGAUUCUCGAAUGGAGCAAUCACAAGUGUCAGUCUAAGAGGAAUUGGUACCAUCAAGUUUGCAAAAUCUCCACAUGAUUUGGAGAGAAACAAACUCUGGAAGAUACUUUAAUUCUUAUUUGGAUGAAUUCUCUGCGUCUCUUCAAAUUACCACUCUAUUAGACUUAAAAUGUUGUCCUUUCCUGCAACUAGAUUCAACAGGCAUACUGUUGGAUACAUCCCUUUCUGGAAUGUUUGAUUCUUUCUGUUGGUUUGCUGUUGUGCUGUGCUGUGGUUAGUUAUUGUUUGUACUAUUGGGGGUUGCCCAUUUCAAUUCUGUGCUGUGUUUUCUUGAAUAAAAUAGAUAACUUAUAAAUAAUAAUAAUAAUAAUAAUAAUAAUAAUAAUAAUAAUAAUAAUAAUACUAUUACAAAAUAAAAAAUCUAAGUUGGAACAGCUUGAAGUUAAAUCAGCCUAUUUCCCUUGAGGUUUUGAAUUAUGUAGCAAAUUGCCCCCUGCCGUUAAGUACUUGACGGAUUAUGCUGAUGUCAGCAUGAGAAAAUUGUUUGAAGGUCAAUUUUGCCCUUCUAAUGUUUAAAAUGACAUUUUUAACCUCACUUACCAAUAUACAGUUACCAAUCCAUCCGUGACCUAUUAACACCAAUGUACCAAAAUGACCUUCCUCUCACAUUAACAAACCCAGAAACAUCACACCCAAUUCACCACCACCACUGCAAAAGAACACGACACCCUUCUUGGCCUUGGCCUUCAAAAUAAAGCAAAGAGGUUACUACAUAGCCUUCAUCAACACUCCUCUCAACAUUAAGAAACUCCAAUUUUCUCUCCCUCCAAACACGACUUGUAGAAACGUUUUUGAAAACACUGGAAUAAUAAAAGAGCUAAAGGAGAAAAGCCCUAAAUUAAUUCCUGAAGAUUAACCCUCAUUAAUCCAAAUACACUCGAUCUACUGCCCUUGUCUUCAAAAACCCUAAAACUAUGUAUAUAUAUACAUAUUCUUUCCAAAACUGUAACUAGAUAUAACUAAGAAAACAAUACCACUCCUGUAACCUGAUUUAAGGUGUUUUUCUCUUUUGCCUAACUGCAUUAACUUAAAAAAUUAAAGAUUCAUAUAUAUAUACAACACAAAUAGUUGUUGAUUUUUAUAUUAUUACUAUGUUCUGCUAUCCAAAUUUAUAUAUUUUUCUUCUAUCAAGCAACUUGAAAAAA